CUAAAGCAGCAGGUGUGUGUCUUCAUUUAAACUUUUGAUUAAAGACAAUAUUUUCAAGGCUUGAAUAGCCCUGUUAUUUGCUAAGAACUGCUGUGAAACGUUUCCUCUCUUGAAGCUCAGGACCCGGCAGAGGAAACACCAAUCACAAUAAAUGCAAAGGGGAAGGGUGGGGCACUUUGGAAAACGAAAGUGCUUUUAUCUGGAGCCUGCAAAGGCCAAAGCUUUAUCCAUUUACAAAUCCAGGACUAAUUUAGCUUUCAGGCUCCUUUUUUUCCACAAAAAGAGUUCAACUUCUCAGGCUGUCUGUGUUCUUAAUGUUUAAUUACAUGCUUCAACAGAAGAGGUGAAAGAUCUACCUCUCCCCCAUUCCCCUAAUAAGAGGAGAGCCAAACUUCCUGCUCCGCUUCAGAGUCGGAAACCAUCUACUACAACCUGGAGAAUUGCCUGCUGAAAAUGAGUGUCUCCUUCCAUGGGAAGGUUGUACCAAAGGCAGUGGGAUGCAGUUAGAAUCAUAAAAGUGUUUUCAUCCAAUCUCCCUCUCAGUGCAGGAUCCCUCUCUGACAGAUGACCAUCCACUUCUCUAUGAAGUUUUCCAGCAAGGAGCAACCCUUCUUUCAGAAGGCUCUGGAUAAAGCACAGUAUCCCCAUCUCUUCUGGUCUGAUUUCAGUGGUGGAAGCUUCAAGUGGUUGCUUCUAUGGAUAACCUAAAUGGAAUUGGAUAGUGAGAAAACAUUUCUAUGGACUCCUUUUUGACAAUCCAUAAGGAAGAGCUUUCAGUGUUUUUGCACCUUCCAAAUUAAUUUUCUAAUUUUAAUUUUAGAUUGAAUAUAAUCCAUCAUAGACAUGAGUAGCAUUCUGGAAGAAUGUCUUUACAAUGCAUUGAAUGAACUCAUUGGGAAGCAAUUUAAACAAUUCAAAUGGAAGCUAAAUUAUAUUAAUUAUAAUGGAAGGCCAAACAUUGGUAGAGCUCCAUUGGACAGAGCUGAUGAACAAGAUGUUGUAGAUCUCCUGAUUCAACAUUAUGGAGAAGAUGCUCUAGAGGUGUGCAUUGAAGUCCUUCGAAAAUGCAAUAGAAAUGAUCUUGCCAAAAACCUUGAAGAAACUGGAGAGAAAGUUGCAGAUGUUGAUGCUCACCAACUUGCAGAUCCAUCAGAUUACAGAAACUACAUUAAAAAAAAAUUUGAAACAAUGAAAGAUCCUAAUGCUGUUCCUGGGGAAUAUGUGCCCCUGAACAAGAGAUACUCAAAGCUAAUCAUCCUAGAUUAUCAUCCAUCUGAAGAGGAGAGAGAAGAUGAAAUUCUGGCAACAGGAAGGAAACAUGCUGAAAUAAUCAGCGAAAGAGCUGAGUCUUCAACCAACAUCGAAACAUUAUUUAACCCUGAUAAAUAUGGAUUAAUUCCACAAGAUGUUGUGUUACAGGGAGCUGCAGGAAUUGGAAAAACCAUAACGGCGAAAAAAAUCAUGUUUGAUUGGGCUUCUCAACAACUUUACCAGGACAAAUUUAAUUAUGCUUUCUAUAUUUGUUGUAGAAAGAUGAAUCUCCAUGCAGAGUCAGAGAUACAUAGUAUUGCAGAGAUAAUUUCAGAUGAAUGGCUCAAGUGUCAUGAAUCCAAAAAUGUCAUUCGAAACAUACUGAAGAAUGAAGAGAAGCUUCUGUUCAUAAUUGAUGGGUUUGAUGAAUUCAGAUAUUCCUUUGAUCAGUCCGAAAACUACUUUUGCAUUGAUCCCUGGAAGAAGGAACCAGUGAGAAUUCUUUUGAAGAGUUUAUUUCAAAAAAAGCUGCUUCCUAAAUCCUCUCUUAUAAUCACAACAAGACCUACUGCCCUGGAAAAACUCCAUCAAUAUUUAGAGCACGCACGCAAUUUUGAGAUACUGGGGUUUUCUACAAAGGAAAGAGAAGAAUAUUUCUACAAUUUUUUUGAAAAUAAAGACCAAGCAACUCAAGCUUUCAGAUUUGUGAAACAAAAUGAUACACUUUUCACCAUGUGUGUCAUUCCCCUUGUGAGCUGGAUCAUCUGCACAGUGAUGAAACAGGAGAUGGAGAGAGGCAAGGAUCUGCAGAAGACACCAUGCACUCUCACUGCAAUCUAUAUACGGUAUUUCUCUAGCUUGUUAAAGUUUCACCAUAAAGAAUCCAAACAGGAUGUCCAAUCAAAUGUGAAAGGCCUAUGCUCUCUGGCUGCAGAAGGAGUCUGGAAACAGAAAAUAUUGUUUAUGGAAGAAGAAGUCAAGAAGCACAGUUUGAACCAGGGAAACUCCCUCCCCCUUUUUCUGAAUCAGAGCAUCUUCAGAAGGGACAUUGAUUGUAUUCAAACCUACAGCUUUAUUCAUUUAAGUUUCCAGGAGUUUUUUGCUGCUUUGUUUUAUGUCCUAGAAGAAGGAGAUGAGCAGCAUUCUAAAAAUAAAAAUAAAAAUUUUCAGAUACUUUUAGAAAAACAUCGGUCCCUGAGGCCUGAUUUUGCAGUAGGAUUUCACUUCCUCUUUGGUUUUUUAAAUGAAGAAAAAAGAAUGAGAGAGUUGAAAAAAGAAUUUGGAUGGGAAAUUUCUCCUAAAAGUAAAGAAUUCUUGUUAGACUGUGUAAAAAAUAAUAUUAAAAAAAGAAGACAUCAUUUCGAAAAAGAAAUAUUUAGUUAUUUAUAUGAGACACAAGAUGACAAUUUUGUAAACAAUGCACUAUGUGGUAUCACUGAAAUAGAUUAUAAAUGCAACUCAGAUAUGGAAUUGAUAAUCCUGGCCUAUUGUGUACGACACUGCCAGAAUUUAAACCACCUCUUUGUCAAAGGUUCUGGAUUUCUAUAUCAUGUAGAGACAGAAUUAUUUCUUCCAGAAAAUAAGGAAUGGAGUUUGGAUGAAAGAUAUAUGGAAGACUUCUUUAAAGCACUGACAAAGCUGAGAAACUUAAAAUACCUGUGUUUGGAGGGAUGGUCCUUCACAGAGUCCUGCAGCAGGCAUCUUGCUGAAGUCUUCAGGAAAAACCAGAGCUUGAAAGAGUUACGCUUGUCCCUUGAGGACACAGAAGACAGAGCUGCGGAAUUGUUGUAUGAUGGACUCCAACAUCCAGACUGUAAAAUAGAAACACUAGAAUUUACAGGAGAAUCCAUGACCGAAUUCUGCAGCAGGCAUCUUGCAGACAUACUUAGGAAAAACCAGAGAUUGAGAGUAUUAAACUUUUGGAUCCUCUAUCCAGAUGAUAAAGUAGUGGAAAUGGUUUGUAAGGGGCUCCAACAUCAAGAUUGUAAAGUAGAAAAUCUAGGGCUUGCUGGAGAGUUCCUAACCGAAUCUUGCAGGCAUUUUGCAGAAGUACUGAGAAAAAAUCAGAGAUUGAGACACUUACAGUUGUCCUUCAUAAAAUUAAAUGAUGAUACAGAACUGCUCUAUGCAUUGUGCGGGCAUAUAAAAAAUGUGCUUGAGAUGCUACAUCUAAUUGGAAAAAACCUGAUCAAAUCACCCAUAGAAAUACUGAGAAAAAAUGAGAGAUUCAGAGACAUAGAGUUGUCUCUGAAAAACACAUUUGACAAAACAUUGGAACUGAUGUAUGAGUGCCUCAAAUAUCCAGAAUAUACAAUAGAGAUGCUACAAUAUUUUAGAGAGUUCCUGACCAAAUCCUACAGCAGACAUCUUGAAGAAACACCUGGGAAAAACCAGAAAUUGAGAGAAUUAGGGCUGUCCCUUAAGAACCAAGAUGGCAAAGCAUUGGAAUUGCUGUUUGAUCUGGUCAAAGAUCCAGAAUGUAACAAAGAGAUGAUACAGCUUGCUGGACAGUUCCUGGCUGAAUCCGGCAGCAGGCAGAUUGCAGAAAUUCUUAGGAGAAAACAGAGAUUAACAGAGUUAGGGUCAUCCCUGAACAACACAAUUAACAAAACAGGGGAACUGAUGCUUGAAGGGCUCAAAGAAUGUGCAGAAGAGACACAACAGAUUCUUGGAUAUUUCCUGUCUGAAUUCUGCAGCAAUGUACUUAAAGUACUCAGGAAAGAUAAGGGACUGAGAGAAUAUAAGUCAUCCCUGAGGAACACAAAUGGCCAAACAAUGGAACUGUUAUGUGAGGGGCUCAAAGAUCCAGGAUGUACAAUAGAGACGCUAUAUAUUGUUGGAGAGAUCCUGAACGAAUCCUUCAGCAAGCAUCUUGCAGAUGUACUCAGGAAAAACCAGAGAUUGAGAGUGCUAUACUUGUCCCUCAAGAACCCAGAUGACAAAGCAAUUGAAUUAUUGUGUGAGGGGCUCAAAGAUCCAGGAUGUACAAUAGAGACGCUAUGGAUUGUUGGAGAGAUCCUGACUGAAUCCUGCAGGAGGCAUCUGGCAGAAGUACUCAGGAAAAAAACAGAAAUUGAGAGUGUUAUACAAGUCCCUCAAGAACCCAGAUGACAAAAAAAUAGAACUGCUGCCUUAAACAUCCAGAAUGUAAAAUAGAGACACUACAUUAAGUGACCACUCUUUUCUUUUCAGUUUCAUCUGCUAACCUUCUCUUGGCUGUUGAUCAUUUGGAUAUACCGAGGGAGUGGUAGUUCCAAUUUCAAUGUAUAACCUUAAGUUCUUUCAAGAAUAGAGAGUUUGUGUUUCUUUUCAGAAUUCUAUAUAUUGCUAAAACCCUCAUGAUCACUUUUAACUAUGUGAAACAGUUCAUCACAGGGAAAUAGCUUUGAACUGAGGUACCUUACCAAAUUUGUCCAAAAUCUGGAACCCAUGACUCUUAAGGGAAUGAAAUUUGGGAUAGCUGUGGCUGUUACAGUGACUGCUGCUGGGCUGCUGCUGUGAUCACCUGAUCUUCAUUUUCAAUAUUGAAAAUGACUAUUUCCCAGUGAAUCUUGUAAUCUCUUACUCCCUCAAACUCCCCAGCAGCAAAAAAAUUGACAUAUCAUAUAUGGCUGUUAAAGAUGCAACAAUUUAAGGUGCAUGAAGAAAGGUUUGGAUGCUUUUAUUGCUUUAUGUGUCCUUUCUCUUGCACAAAAACACGCUCAUGUAUCUAUGGCCCAUCUUUGUUCAGAAACUGAAGGAACAUACAUAGCACUCCAGUAUUUCUCCACAACAACCAUUUUCUGACUAUGCUCUGUAACAGGGGUCUCCAACCUUGGCAACUUUAAGACUUGUGGACUUCAACUCCCAGAAUUCAAGUUGAAGUUGAAGUCCACAAGAAGACUUGUGGACAUGUCUUAGAUUUGCCAAGGUUGGAGACUCCUGCUCUGUAAGAUUUCUGGAAGGUUGUUUAAAAAUUCCUGUAGAAGACAAAUUGCAAGAUUUCUCAGUAUAAAUCCGACACCAAGUGAGUAAUAUGUGUAUGAUGGUUCCAUUAGUGAAAGCAAGGGGAAGCUGCUAUGUGAAGAGCUAAAACACUCAGGGCAUAGUUAAAGGAGCUACGAUAAAUCAUCAGUUCACAUUUUUCUCUGUGAUUUGUACAUGAGUCAAUUGAUUUCUUAGGGUUUUCUUUAUUAUAGAUUAGAUUUUCUCAUUUCUUUUUCUAAAACAAUAAAAAUAUUUUAGUCUGUACUCAAUGAGAUUGAUCCAUUACAGCACUCAAGAGGGGAAUGGAUUUAUUUUCCAAAUUACAUCCUCAUCCUACAGAGUUAAGAGGUGGCACUAUAGAAUUAAUUGCAUUUUGUUAGAUUCUUGCACCGAAGAUUUUAGAAAAACAGCAACAAUUAAUGAGUCUAAAAUAUAAAAUUUCUCCUCCUUUUUUGAAAUGUGAUGGUUGGUAAGGAGAUCAUUUUAUGCUACGAUUUUCUUUCACACUUUUUUCACCUUUCUGAAAUGUCCUAAAAGUAUAUUAGAGACCCUUAAAUCAAAUUAUUCCUUGAAGUCUUCCAGAUAAAUCUUUUGCCUUGAAUUAAAAUCAGCCUUUAGCUCAUCCCAAAGCUGCUUUUUCAAAAACAAGUGGACUUUAUUUUUCCUUGAAGAUCUUCUGCUUCUCAACUAAGAAGCGUCUUCAUUUCUGACUGAAUGGUGGAGGAUGGAACGAAUUAUCCUUCCAUCCUCCACCAUUCAGUCAGAACUGAAGAGAAUCUUGUUGGGUGAAAAAAAAAAUGUCUUCAAGGAAAAACAAAAUCCAGUUGCCUUUUGAAAAAGCAGCUUUGGUACAACCAUGACCUGGAUGACUAAGAAUCUCCAUAAACAUUUAGCCUUUAGAUCAGGGGUGUCAAACUUGCAUCCUCACGUCAUAAGCACGUGAUGUAUUGCAACUUUUUCCCCCUUUACUAAACUGGGGGUGGGCGUGGCCAGCUUGUGGGCUGCAAGUUUGACACCCCUGUUUUAGAUCAUUCUACCAAUGGCUACCCCAUUAAAUGCAACCUUUGCAAUUCUUCCAUUAUUGGCCUCCAGUCAUAUAUUAGACAGGUGAUGAAAUCAUGAAAACGAGAUUCUUGACUAUCGAUUGGGCAGGGUGAAUUGGACUGAUAAAUUAAAAAAAAGGAAGGGGCAUUCUUAAGAUUCUGAGAUGAAAUUAAAGUAUGAGAAAGCUAUUUACCUGACCUUAACAAAAAUGAUGCAGAUCAAUUUUAGAAACACUAGCAAGCCAAAGUUAAAAAUUAGACUUUCCUGCCUCAGUUAACGUUGAUAGAAUUUGUAGUGAUAGGGAAUUUUUUUUCCAAAGAGACUGGAAAUCAAGCUGUCUUAAACAAAAUAAUCUUGGAAUGAGUGAAAUCAAGUGAUUGUUGAAAUUAUCUGGGCUGGAUAGAUUACAUCUGGAAGACAAGGUCUGCCCUCAGAGAUAAUAUGUGAGUUCUGCACAGCCCUGAUCGGGACAUUAUUGGGGACUUAUUUGUGUUGAGAGGUUAAAAUAAGAUUUUGUUUUUCAUUAUAGGUUGAAUGGAAAAUAUAUUAUACAGAAUGGAAAAUGGAAUGAAAUGGACCAUCUAAUAAACAUUUUAGUAAUAAUUCUACAAUUUGUUCUAUUGGUCUGUAGCUGUCCCUAUUCCUAAGCUUUGGCUAAUGAAUGUUCCAGGAGUUAUCUAAUACAUAUUGUAUUGACAUCAAUACAAUUGAACGUGUCCAGAAAUAUUUUACAAGAAAAGUUCUCCAUUCCUCUGAAAACAACAAAAUACCUUAUCCCACCAGACUUGAAAUCCUAGGCUUAGAAAACUUGGAACUCCGUCGCCUUUGACAAGACCUAAGUUUAACUCAUAGAAUCAUCUAUUGCAAUGUCCUUCCUGUUAAAGACUACUUCAGCUUCAAUAGCAAUAAUACAAGAGCAAACAAUAGAUUCAAACUUAAUGUUAACUGCUUCAAUCUUGAUUGCAGAAAAUAUGACUUUUGUAACAGAGUUGUUAAUGCUUGGAAUAUACUACCUGACUCUGUGGUCUCUUCUCAAACUCCCAAAAGCUUUAACCAAAAACUGCCUACCAUUGACCUCACCCCAUUCCUAAGAGGACUAUAAGGGGCGUGCAUAAGUGCACAAAAGUGCCUACUGUUCCUGUUCUAUUGUUUCCUUUCAAUAUAUGUGCUUGUAUAUAAUGUUGUGAAAAAAAUAAAAAAUAAAUAAAAUAAAAAAGAAGCCUCC
Ahaetulla prasina is the source of this 7486-nucleotide messenger RNA. It is a transcript of the gene NLRP6, whose product is annotated as NLR family pyrin domain containing 6. The transcript has 16 exons. Lineage: Eukaryota; Metazoa; Chordata; Lepidosauria; Squamata; Colubridae. The record is from RefSeq and is a predicted model, not a curated record. Gene Ontology annotation, cellular component: cytoplasm. Bases 844 to 4362 code for a protein of 1172 amino acids.